Molecule: messenger RNA, 1803 nt
Organism: Protomyces lactucae-debilis
Lineage: Eukaryota; Fungi; Ascomycota; Taphrinomycetes; Taphrinales; Protomycetaceae
Product: kinase-like domain-containing protein
Exons: 1
Biological process (GO): protein phosphorylation
Molecular function (GO): ATP binding; protein kinase activity
Source: RefSeq, a predicted model, not a curated record
AUGCUCAAGGCCAUCUCAGGUCUCGCGGGCACUUCUGGGAUCAAGUCGCAGUACAUCAUCGAUGAGCAAGCACCGACAUUCAAAGCGGGCGCCUGGCAGGUCCAGGAUGCGACGCGCAAAUCAACAGGACAAGUCGUCAGUGUCCUCACGUUUACAAAGAGCUCGCUCAGUCAACCGCUACCACGAGCCUCUGGCGGCGGCUCUUCUCUCAGGCAAGCGACAGAACGCAUCGUGCAGCAAUUGAAAGCUGAAGUCGCAUGUCUUGCAAGAUUACGCCAUCCUGCCCUCUUGGAAGUGGUAGAGCCUAUUGAAGAGACGCGCGGGUCACUCCUUUUUGUCACGGAACGCGUCUCUGGCUGUCUUGGCAUGCAGGUCUAUGAAGACGAUGACGCGAGUUUCGGCAGCAGUGGACGGCGGCAUCGCGGGAGUGAGUCGAGUCGUUUGGAUGAGGUGGAGAUCCAAAAGGGACUCUUACAGCUGACGAUUGGCUUGGAGUUUCUACAGUCUGUUGCUGGAAUUGUGCACGGCAACUUGGUACCUGAUGCCGUCUUCAUCAAUGCCAAGGGUGACUGGAAGCUGGGUGGCUUCAGCUUUGCCGUGGCAGUAAAAGAAGCAGCGACGUAUGAGCCGCCAGAGCAGGACACACGUCUACCAAAGACUGUACAACGCAACCUCGACUAUGCAGCGCCAGAGUUCAUCCUCGAUGACCAAAUUGAUCCGCUCAACGACAUGUUCUCGCUUGGUUGUCUCAUCUGUGCGCUUGUCUCUACCAAGCGGCAGAGUAUCAUUCAAAGUCAUCAAAAUAUCCAUCAGUAUCGCAAAGCGAUAGAGCGUCUGAGUGUCGACGCACUCUCAGGUGUACCGCCGUACCUGAAGCAGAUUCUACCACAGCUUCUGACGAGACGGCCAGGCAACAGACUCUCUGCCAAUGCCUUCCAGUCAUCACCCUUUUUUGACAACAUCCUCAUGAAGUCGAUUCGCUUCCUUGAUGCAUUCCCGGAAAAGACGGCGUCUGAGCGACAGAGCUUCAUGAAGGGCCUACAAGGCAUCAUUCCUCAGUUCCCGCCUCGUGUCUUGACAAAAAAGAUACUGCCUGGUAUUAUGGAUCAGUUCAAGGACGUCUCAUUAUUGCCACUUAUCCUGCCCAACGUCUUCCUGAUUGGAGAGGGCAUGACGCCGAAAGUCUUUUCUGAAGCAGUGCUGCCUCGUCUCAAACAGCUCUUUACCUUGUCAGAAUCGCCUGGCUCACUGAGCUUCCUUCUUGAUAAGGUGCCUUUCCUCAAAUCCAAGAUUACAGCAUACGAACUCAAGGAAGAUGUCAUGACGAUUGUCUACACUGCCCUUGCUGGGGAUGUCCAAUAUCUACAGGAGAAGGCCUUGAAAGUAUCUGUUGAAAUCUUGCAAGACUUGGAUCUCGUCACCGUCAAGACAACCCUCUUUCCGAAAGUGGCAGAGGUCUUUUCACACACCACCAUGCUGGGUACCAAGGUUACGGCUCUCGAGACGUUCAAUGCAAUGGUUCAACAUAACCUGGACAAGUACACCAUCACAAAGAAAUUACUGCCAUUGAUCAAGGCCAUGAAGACAAAGGAGCCCGAUGUCAGUAUGGCGGCAUUAAAGCUGAGCAAGUCUUGCGGGACACGCAUUGAUCAUGAGAAUAUUGCACUCGAUAUCCUGCCUCAGCUCUGGUCCAUGGCGCUUGGUCCACUCUUAUCACAAACGCAAUUCAAGCAAUUCAUGUCAGUCAUCAAAUUAUUGUCGGAACGCGUCGAGCAAGAACAAGUCAAGAAGUUGACGGAUUCA